Messenger RNA from Lepus europaeus (European hare), 5693 nucleotides. RefSeq names its product phospholipase D1 (gene PLD1). NCBI's taxonomy places the organism in Eukaryota, Metazoa, Chordata, Mammalia, Lagomorpha, Leporidae. The transcript is spliced from 28 exons. Gene Ontology annotation, biological process: intracellular signal transduction; regulation of microvillus assembly; cell motility. Gene Ontology annotation, molecular function: D-type glycerophospholipase activity; phosphatidylinositol binding. The record is from RefSeq and is a predicted model, not a curated record. The coding region runs from base 228 to 3455 and encodes 1075 amino acids.
CCUCCAGCUGUGCCAGCUACGCCCAAGCCCCGGGAGCUCCGAGCCGCCAGCGCGCAGGUGCCCGCGGCCCCCUCGCCCUGCAGUGGACAGGCCUGCAAGUCCAGAGGCAGGAAGGAACAGGAGGGCCUGGAAACCAAGUUGGAGCUUCCCAUUUACCCGUGAGAAUUCUCUAGUGUGUAGUGACGUCAACGAGAAGCCCCUCUGCAUUUACUGUGUCUGAAGUUAACAUGUCACUGAAAAACGAGCCGCGGGUGAACACCUCUGCACUGCAGAAAAUCGCUGCUGACAUGAGCAAUUUGAUAGAGAAUCUGGACUCGCGGGAGCUCCACUUCGAGGGAGAGGAGGUGGAGUGCGACUUAGCUCCCAGCGAUCCCAAGACACAGGGAGGGAACAUCCCGUUCUCUGCGAUUUAUAACACUCAAGGAUUUAAAGAGCCCAACAUUCAGACGUACCUCUCUGGCUGUCCCAUCAAAGCGCAGGUUCUGGAAGUGGAGCGCUUCACCUCUACAACAAGGGUGCCAGGUGUCAAUCUUUACACCAUUGAAUUGACACAUGGGGAAUUUAAAUGGCAGGUUAAGAGGAAAUUCAAGCACUUCCAAGAAUUCCACAGGGAGUUGGUCAAGUACAAAGCCUUCAUCCGAAUCCCCAUUCCCACCAGAAGACACACAUUUAGAAGACAGAAUGUCAAAGGGGAGGAGCCUCGGAAUAUGCCCAGAUUGCCCCAGUCAUCUGAAAAUGCGAUGAGAGAAGAACAGUUCUUGGGAAGGCGGAAACAACUAGAAGAUUAUUUGACAAAGAUACUGAAAAUGCCCAUGUAUAAAAAUUAUCAUGCCACAACAGAAUUCCUUGAUAUAAGCCAGUUGUCUUUCAUCCAUGAUUUGGGACCAAAGGGCAUAGAAGGCAUGAUAAUGAAAAGAUCUGGAGGGCACAGAAUACCAGGUCUGAAUUGCUGUGGGCAUGGACGAGCUUGCUACCGCUGGUCAAAAAGGUGGCUAAUUGUGAAAGAUUCCUUUUUACUCUAUAUGAAACCAGACAGUGGGGCUAUUGCCUUUGUCCUGCUGGUGGAUAAAGAAUUCAGAAUUAAGGUGGGGAGAAAGGAGACGGAAACGAAGUAUGGACUCCGAAUCGAUAAUCUUUCAAGGACACUUAUUUUAAAAUGCAACAGCUACAGACAUGCUCGGUGGUGGGGAGGGGCUAUAGAGGAAUUCAUCCAGAAACAUGGCACCAACUUUCUCAAAGACCAUCGAUUCGGGUCUUAUGCUGCUAUCCAAGAUAACACUUUAGCUAAAUGGUAUGUUAAUGCCAAAGGAUAUUUUGAAGAUGUGGCAAAUGCAAUGGAAGAGGCAAAAGAAGAGAUUUUUAUCACAGAUUGGUGGUUGAGUCCAGAGAUCUUCCUGAAACGCCCCGUGGUUGAAGGAAAUCGCUGGAGGUUGGACUGUGUUCUGAAACGAAAAGCACAACAGGGGGUGAGGAUCUUCAUAAUGCUCUACAAAGAGGUGGAACUUGCUCUUGGAAUCAAUAGUGAAUAUAGCAAGAGGACCUUAAUGCGUCUACACCCCAACAUAAAGGUGAUGCGGCACCCGGAUCACGUGUCGUCCAGCGUCUAUCUGUGGGCUCAUCACGAGAAGCUUGUCAUCAUCGACCAGUCGGUGGCUUUUGUGGGUGGGAUUGACCUGGCCUAUGGCAGGUGGGACGACAAUGAGCACAGGCUGACGGAUGUGGGCAGCGUGAAGCGUGUCACCUCAGGGCCGUCUCUGGGUUCCCUCACGGUUGCAACAACAGGGUCUAUGGAGUCUUUAAGUCUUGAAGAUAAAAAUCAAUCCAAUAAAAAUCUGCCCAUCCGAAAGAGUUUUGAUGAUGUGGAUUCAAAACUGAAAGGAAUAGGAAAGCCAAGAAGGUUCUCCAAAUUUACCCUCUAUAAGCAGCUCCACAGGCACCACCUGCACAACACCGACAGCAUCAGCAGUAUUGACAGUGCCUCCAGUUAUUUUAAUCACUAUAGAAGCCAUCAGAAUUUAAUCCAUGGUUUAAAACCCCACUUGAAACUCUUUCGCCCGUCCAGUGAGUCUGAGCAGGGACUCACUAGACCUGACAUUGACGCUGGCUCCAUCCGCAGUUUGCAGACAGGUGUGGGAGAACUACAUGGGGAAACAAGAUUCUGGCACGGGAAGGACUACUGCAACUUUGUCUUCAAAGACUGGGUCCAGCUCGAUAAACCUUUCGCUGAUUUCAUCGACAGGUACUCCACUCCCCGGAUGCCCUGGCAUGACAUUGCAUCUGCAGUGCACGGGAAGGCGGCUCGGGACGUGGCGCGUCACUUCAUCCAGCGCUGGAACUUCACAAAGAUUAUGAAACCCAAAUAUCGGUCCCUUUCUUACCCUUUCCUGCUGCCAAAGUCUCAGAUGACAGCCCAUGAGCUGAGAUACCAAGUUCCUGGGGCUGUAAAUGCUAAGGUGCAGUUGCUCCGGUCUGCCGCUGACUGGUCUGCUGGGAUCAAGUACCAUGAAGAGUCCAUCCAUGCUGCUUACGUCCAUGUGAUAGAGAACAGCAAGCACUAUAUUUAUAUCGAGAACCAGUUUUUCAUAAGCUGUGCUGAUGACAAAGUUGUGUUCAACAAGGUGGGCGAUGCCAUUGCUCAGCGGAUCCUGAAAGCCCACAGGGAGAGCCGGAGGUACCGGGUGUAUGUUGUGAUACCGCUUCUGCCAGGAUUUGAAGGAGACAUCUCCACUGGUGGAGGAAAUGCUCUGCAGGCCAUAAUGCACUUCAACUACAGAACCAUGUGCAGAGGAGAAAAUUCCAUCCUUGGACAGUUAAAAGCUGAGCUGGGUAAUCAGUGGAUAAACUACAUAUCAUUCUGUGGCCUUAGAACGCAUGCAGAGCUAGAAGGAAACCUGGUCACUGAGCUGAUCUAUGUCCACAGCAAGUUGCUAAUUGCUGAUGAUAACACUGUUAUUAUUGGCUCUGCCAACAUCAAUGACCGAAGCAUGCUGGGUAAGCGGGACAGUGAGAUGGCUGUCAUUGUCCAGGACACAGAGACGGUGCCUUCCGUCAUGGAUGGGGAAGAGUACCAGGCCGGCCGCUUCGCCCGGGGACUCCGGCUGCAGUGCUUCAGGGUUGUCUUGGGCUAUCUUUCUGACCCCAGCGAGGACAUUCAGGAUCCUGUGAGCGACAAAUUCUUCAAGGAAAUAUGGGUUUCAACAGCAGCUCGAAAUGCUACAAUUUAUGAUAAGGUGUUCCGGUGCCUACCCAAUGACGAGGUACACAACUUAAUUCAGCUGAGAGACUUUAUAACCAAGCCCAUAUUAGCAAAGGAAGAUCCCAUUAGAGCUGAAGAGGAACUGAAAAAGAUCCGUGGGUUCUUGGUGCAGUUCCCCUUUUAUUUCUUGUCUGAAGAAAGUCUACUGCCUUCUGUUGGAACCAAAGAAGCCAUAGUGCCUAUGGAGGUUUGGACUUAAGCAUUACACUCGUUUGCAGCUUAAGGACUUCACCUUGAAGAUCACACAGCACACAGUAACUUUCUGGGGACCUCACAGCCAUAGCUAUGCUGGGUAUACCCUUGGGCCCAACCCAGGGACCCUUUGGAACUGCUGAGAAGGGCUGCGGUCGUGCUGAUAGGAGGACACUGAAUGUCAGCAUGGCUUUAUCAUUCCUCUUGCCUGCUCUUGUGAGAAGGGGACUGCACUCCUGUUGGCAGCACCCAACAACUGAAAACACAUCAUCAAAUUCCAGAACAUACACCAGAAUCCAUCUGUGCUAACGAGACUCCACUGGCAACUGUACUCCAAGUCAUGAAGAGCUGUCUGGAUCUCUUCUCGUCUGUCCUUACUUUCAUCUCGGCAGCCAUGGUCUGCUGGAUCCGCUGUCAUCUCCUCGUUCCCGUAGGCACUAUUGAGCCACCGUUUGUUUUUAGGAGACGUGAGGUUGAUCAAGAUCCUGGAAGGUUUCAUGGGAUGCUCCUGCUCGUCUGGUCCAAAAGUAGUAGUGUUCACGCCUCCAAGGGCUUGACCAUUAUUCUUUUCAGUUCGCUGUGAGGACAGGACAGAAUUUGGUCCACACAGCAGCCUGUGUUAGAGCUUCAGAUAACAUUGGCACUAGAUCUUAACACACAGAGCAGCAGAAGGAAUUAAAUGCCAAUUUUGAAGCAGAGAUCUCACUUUGCUCCCAAAGGCACUGACAAGAUGUGUCCUUGUGAUAGGGAUCACCUGAUCACAUUUGAUAGUGUGUAGGGUGUUUGAUUACACAGAAAGCAGAUAACACUCAGAGCGUUUAACCUUCAGAAACCUCCCAGGUGUUGGUGGGGCUCUGAUCCAGAUGACAAAAGAAGACUCCUCGUCCUCUAAAAUUUCCUGUCACCCUUAGCCACUGGAUUCAUUGGAACUUGAAUUUCUCAAUUUCAUAAUCAAACCAUUGAGUACAAUUUGUCUUUCUACAGAAUCAAAAGCUUCAUAAUUCCUACCAAGUUAACAAAUACGAGCCUAACCUUAUUUGACAUUCAGCUCUCCCACUACAUUAUGUUCUUGAAGAAAAAGUAAUCAAUUACAAGAUAUGUUCUGCUUCACUUGCAUUAUUAAAGAUUCAUUAACAUUCCAACAGGGCUUCCAAAAAAGUUAGAAUAUGUAUUAAUCCACAUUGUGCUGCUUGAUAAAUUUUUCUGGAAACCCAUUAUUUCUUUGCAGAAUUUAGAAUACCCCUUGUUUGAGCAAAGCUCUAAUUUUAUUAGAACUACUGUCCAGUCCAAAGAGCUAAUGUGGGUUCCCAAAAGAUCUGUCACCUUCUGGUGCACGUGCGGGAACCGUGAUUGCCUGGGCAGAAUCUCGUUUGGGCUGUUCUGUAGAGAAGCAAGCACUCCGUUGCUUUCUGCAGUCAAAGGGAUUAAACAGGAGCACAAAGUCCAGGAUGUGAGUAGACGAGAGAGGCAGUGCCGUGCCCAGGAGAGGAUUUCCUCACCAGAGAACAUCUCACAAGUGAGCUAGGAUUCAUAGCAAUGGAAAUGACAGUGUUCUUAUGAAUAAACAAUUCUCAUGUGGAUGAAGACGAUAAGAGAGCCUCAUUCUGUACCAACUAUAAUUAAUACAUUUGAUAUUUAUGAAAGACGUUUAGAUUGGUGUUUGAAGAAUUGUGUAUGUGGAAUACUUACAGAUUUCUUGCAUUUUAAAUAUUUUUUAAACAUUUUAGAACAGUUGACAAAUUGGAUCCUGACUCUUUACAAGAUGUUCCAAUAAGACCAUGAAAAAUAAAAUCCUAAGAGAAUUUUGUCCCUUAAUAAGUCAUUUAAUCCAAUCCCUUCCCAUUUUUACAGAUAAGGGAAGUGGGGCUCCAGUUGGGUAAAGGAUUCCUUUAAAUCCACCCAAUGUAUAAAUGGCGGAGCUGGACUAGAAAAUUGAUGUAGCCUGUUCUUGGCCUCUCUCCUCACUUCAUCAUUGCCCCAAAAUGAAGACAUGCAGUCGGCAGGUUGCAGGAGGGAUAUCUCUAAGCCAUUCUGGAUCCCUGUGAUGGUAUCUAUUUGUGUGUUUGUCUCCCCCUACUAGAAUGUAAGCUCCAUUGGGCAGGAACUUGACUAUUUUUGUUCCUUGUGUAUCCACAGAGCCUGGUAUGGUACCUGGUUUAUAGGGCAGGUGAAUACAUGUUUGCAGAAAAAUAAAUGAAGUGGAAAAGAAAGCUAACAAAAUGAAAAUGUACUGAAUCUCACACAA